Molecule: messenger RNA, 779 nt
Organism: Humulus lupulus (European hop)
Lineage: Eukaryota; Viridiplantae; Streptophyta; Magnoliopsida; Rosales; Cannabaceae
Product: mRNA export factor GLE1-like
Exons: 8
Coding region: 1-687 (228 amino acids)
Biological process (GO): regulation of translational initiation; regulation of translational termination; poly(A)+ mRNA export from nucleus
Cellular component (GO): nuclear pore cytoplasmic filaments; nuclear pore; cytoplasm
Molecular function (GO): translation initiation factor binding; phospholipid binding; inositol hexakisphosphate binding
Source: RefSeq, a predicted model, not a curated record
AUGAGAAACUUGGUUGGAGCUGUUUUGAGGGCACAUUGGUUUUUAAAGUCAGUCGAUUUGGUGCUGGCUACUUUAUUGGCUGCGAUCAACACCCAAAAUGCAAUUGCUUGCUUUACGCUUGUGAUGUUAGCAUGGAGGUGGGACUAUGGGGAUGGUGUUGUAACAGCGGGGACUUCAAUGCGACUAGGGUACCGUUGCAUUGAAUAUGAUGAUGACGACUUUGAGAAUGAUUCGGCACUUGAAAUUCAGCCAUACUUGAUGGAAGAAAAAUGCAAGACUACAAUUCCUUUGUUAAUAAUGCUUGUCAAAGCACUUGAUAAUCACUUGACUGCUAUCCAAAGGGACUAUGAACUCAGGUCCCAGAUAGAAGAAAGGAAAAUAAGAAGUGAUGCGGCUUAUGAAGGGGCCAAAAGAAAAGAGAAAGCUCUCCUGGAAGAAAAACUCCGCCAAGAAAAAGCCAAAGCAGAAGCUGAGGCAAAACUCAGAGCUGAAGAAGCAAAUAGGGUUGCAAUGGAAGCUCAGAGAAGAGAAGCAAAAGAGGCUGCUGAAAGGGAGGCCAAUGAAGCGUCAAGCCAGGCUGCUGUUCAGAAGGAAGCUUUAGGAUUGCAAACUAAAGCCAAAACCAAGGAAUCUGAAUUUGAAAAACCAAUAAAUUCAGCAUCAGCAGGGGCUAUUGGUGGUAGGUGACAUUACUAAAGUUGCAGAAGCUGCACUAAAGUUGGAGCGUGAAAGAUUAAAAAAGUUGGAAGACUUGGAUGAAGGAAACAGGGCAUUAGGAU